Messenger RNA from Penicillium cinerascens, 2292 nucleotides. Its product is annotated as threonine--tRNA ligase THS1. The transcript has 4 exons. Gene Ontology annotation, molecular function: threonine-tRNA ligase activity; ATP binding. The record is from RefSeq and is a predicted model, not a curated record. Gene Ontology annotation, biological process: threonyl-tRNA aminoacylation. Bases 1 to 2292 code for a protein of 763 amino acids. Gene Ontology annotation, cellular component: cytoplasm. Lineage: Eukaryota; Fungi; Ascomycota; Eurotiomycetes; Eurotiales; Aspergillaceae.
AUGGCUUCUGACACCCCCAAGGAUUUGCCCGUCCGGGCUGCUGACGAGGCUCAGGGCACUUCUCAAUCCGCCGCUGCCCCGCCAAACAACGCCAAAGCGAAGAGCGCCCCUCCUGCCGAUGCCCUCCCUCAGUGGCUGAUCGAGCGUAACGAGCUCUUCGAGGAGCUUUGGCAACAACAUCUCGAGGAGACCAAGAACCGCCCUCACCCCGAAAUCAACGUUACCCUCGAUAUCGGCGACGGCAACCCCUCCUCCGUCCCCGCCAAAGCCUACGAGACCACCCCCGCAUCUUUCUUGCGAGAUGUUCCCAAGGAUGUGAGCGCCGAUGUGGUUAUUGCUAAAGUCAAUGGAGAGCUCUGGGAUCUGAACCGCCCUCUGGAGGGCGACUGCAAGGUUCUUCUGCUUCCUUUCAGCAACCCCGAGGCCCGUGAUGUAUUCUGGCACUCCAGUGCCCACGCCCUCGGCGAGGCAUGCGAGUGCGAAUUCGGCUGUCUCUUGUCCCACGGCCCCCCUACUCCUCAGGGGUUCUUCUACGACAUGGCCAUGCCUGAUGGACGUGUCGUCCACGAGGCUGACUGGAAGCCCCUUGAUAAUCGGGCUACAAAAAUUUUCAAGGAGAGACAGAGUUUUGACAGACUCUUAGUCUCACGAGAAAACCUCCGAAAGAUGUUCUCGUACAGCAAAUACAAGCUGUACUACAUCGACAAACUCGUGGCAGGCGAAAGUGCUACAGUCUAUCGGUGCGGUACGUUGGUUGAUCUGUGCCGUGGUCCUCACAUCCAGAACACUGGCAAGAUCAAGACUUUCAAGAUCAUGCAGAACUCCUCUGCCUACUUCCUCGGUGACCAGUCCAACGACUCCCUGCAGCGUAUCCGUGGUGUCGCUUUCCCAGACAAGCUUGGGAUGAAACAGCAUAUCGAAUUCCUCGAAGAAGCGGAACGCAGAAACCACCAAAGAAUUGGUAAGGAGCAGGAGCUGUUCUUCUUCGACGAGGUUUCCCCUGGUUGCCCCUUCUUGCUUCCCGCCGGAACCAAGAUUUUCAACGCCCUCCAAUCUCUUCUCCGCAGCGAGUACCGCAAGCGCGGAUACCAAGAGGUCCAAACCCCCAACAUGUAUGAUGUUGGUCUUUGGAAGCAAUCUGGUCACUGGGCUCACUACAAGGACGAUAUGUUCAAGUUGGAUGUUGAGAAGCGUGAGUGGGCUCUCAAGCCUAUGAACUGCCCGGCACAUUUUGUCCUGUUCGGUCACCGUGAGCGUAGUUACCGCGAGUUGCCCAUGAGAAUUGCAGAUUUUGGUGUUCUGCACCGUAAUGAGGCCUCCGGUGCUCUGAGCGGUCUGACCCGUGUGCGCAAGUUCCAGCAGGAUGACACCCACAUUUUCUGCACCCAGGACCAGAUCAUGUCCGAGAUUGAGGGUCUCUUUGACUUCCUGCAGUCAAUCUACGGCCUAUUCGGCUUCAGUUUUAAACUCAAGCUCUCUACACGCCCAGAAAAAUUCCUCGGAGAAUUAGAAACGUGGAACGAGGCCGAGGAACAACUGAAGAAGGCCAUGACUAAGUUCAAGGGCGAUGACUGGGCCAUCGAUGAGGGUGACGGUGCCUUCUACGGUCCCAAGAUUGAUAUCACCAUUGCCGACGCUCUUAAGCGCGAAUUCCAGUGUGCCACCAUCCAGCUGGAUUACCAGGCUCCAAUCAAUUUCCAGCUGGAGUAUAUGUCCCAUGAAAGCGCGGCCAAGCCAGCGAAGGCCGACCAGGCCGAGAAGACCAAGAAGACCGAGAAGACCGAGAAGACUGAAAAGACUGAGGAGAAGACUGGGCAGACCGAGGAGAAGAAGGCGGCCAAGCCCAUCGAACCCGGCUCUGGCCGUGCUCGCCCCGUUGUCAUUCACCGUGCCAUCAUCGGUUCCUUCGAGCGUUUCCUUGGUAUCCUGAUUGAACACUUCGGCGGCAAAUGGCCCUUCUGGAUCAGCCCUCGCCAGAUCCUAAUCGUGCCGGUCAUGCCGGCUGUCAACGACUACGUUGAGGAGUUGCAGCAGAUCCUCCAAGGUGACAAGCUGAACGUCGACAUCGAUAUCAGCGGCAACACAAUGGCAAAGAAGAUACGAAACGGUCAACUCAGCCAAUACAACUUCAUCUUCGUGGUGGGGGCUCAAGAGAAGGAGUCUCGCUCGGUGAAUGUGAGAAAUAGAGAUGACCCAUCCAGCCAAAAGCAUGGCACAAUGGUCCCCCUGGACGAGUUGCGGGUGAAAUUGAAGUCACUUCGCAAAGAACGGAGGUUGGUGAAUGCCCUGUAA